Molecule: messenger RNA, 1290 nt
Organism: Colletotrichum destructivum
Lineage: Eukaryota; Fungi; Ascomycota; Sordariomycetes; Glomerellales; Glomerellaceae
Exons: 2
Coding region: 1-1290 (429 amino acids)
Source: RefSeq, a predicted model, not a curated record
AUGGAAGCGGCCAAGGCUCUGGCACAGGAGUUCAGAUCUGGAAGUAGUUCCAGGCGUGGCGGUGGGACUCGGGCCGGUUGCAGGGGAGCGAGCCGCGGCGUGGGUGCAGGGCAAAUCGCGGAAACCUCUCGAUCCCAGUAUUCUCGGGGCACGACGAGCCAGCCCACGCCAAAUGCCUCCUCCGCCCAAGCAUUUCCGAAGGUUGACCCUGCCCUUGCGAGCUGGCUUGGGGGCCACAAAGAAAACCAGACCAAACCUGCAGCCUUCAUGCAGGUCCAACCUCUUCCUAAGCCGACUAACAUCACUCACAAGCCUGUACCUGCUUCAGCCAAAAGCAACACUUCUCAAGGCCAGCCGAAUGUCUCGGUGGGCUCUAACUUGGACAAGAUCACUUCGACUUUGAAGCCCAGUGGCCUUGAGAAGAUUAGUUGGGACACGGCGGAGGCAGCCGGUGCCCGUACUCGGAAUGUAACCAAUGUUGCAGAGGCUGAGCUCGACGCUGGCUUGACCGCCAGAGCUUCUGCCCUGCUUCUCAAAGAUGGAAAGGAUACCAUCAACCGACCUGCUAUUAACCUCGAUGGGCAAAUCUCUCGUCUUCUUGAGAAGGGCCAGAGCAAUGGCGAGGUUGAGAAGACAGCGGAGACGGCCGACAGCAAUAUUUUGUUCUUGCAGCAGCCAAAGGCCGGCACGAUACUAUGGGCUCUUCAACAGCUUGAAGCCGGGUUGGAGCUUCCUGACCCACAGCAGUUGAGAGCUCGCGGAGCCGCAACCGAAGGUCGCCAUUCCCCGUCUGAGACUGCCAUGCCACGAGAUAAAUUCUUUGCCACGACGCAAAAGAAUGUCAACAGAGCUACGGACCAUCAGAUAGUCGACGAGUCCAAGGCCAAUGAGUCCAAGACGGAUGAUCUCAAUUGCCACUGCCCUAAAAGAAGCCACCCUGUUAUUGGCCUGGCAGCUUCGAAAUACAACACAGACGCAGACGGCGAUGUUGACAUCUCCGGCAUGACCACUGCGGCUCGUAACAAGUUUGCAGUUAACGUCGUUCUUCAAGACCACGCUAUGGCUGACUGCCCUGUUCUGCUGAGAACCAAGGCAAAGUACCCCUUGUAUUUUGGUGCGAACCCGGCCAUGGCGACGGACGAGAAUGACAGCCUUAGUGUCACCCGCUGGGAGGAUUCUCACCACACGACCCCUCUACCAGCUCAGCAGCAGCAGCCGCAGCCUCAGCCUCAACCUCAGCAGCAGCAGCCUAGUAGAGGCAGAGGUCUCAUGUCUUCUAUUUGGGCAUAA